Messenger RNA from Mytilus trossulus (common blue mussel), 650 nucleotides. RefSeq lists its product as uncharacterized. Lineage: Eukaryota; Metazoa; Mollusca; Bivalvia; Mytilida; Mytilidae. The record is from RefSeq and is a predicted model, not a curated record. Bases 134 to 568 code for a protein of 144 amino acids. Gene Ontology annotation, molecular function: protein binding. The transcript has 3 exons.
CAAUGAUUUACGGUAUAUAAACUGUUGUUCCCUUUAACAUUCAUCCACACCUGUUUGGCUGAUAAAACUUCUCAACUUCAGAGUUGUAGCACAGCCUCUUAUAUUAUUUUUAAAGAUACGCUUGCCAAUUCCAAUGAUAAUGACUCACAUUUUUACUUUCCUCUUGUUUGUGUUGAUGUGUCGUUCUAGCAAUGCGGCAUUUACAGGGACACUACCCACAGGUCUGCAUUCAUAUGCUCAGAAUGCUAUUAUCAAUAAUCACAACAACGUUCUUAACUCGGAUCCGAAUUACAGUGGUGGAAUAUAUACUGUUCCUGCAGGACAGGCGGGUACUUACUUGGUGUCUGUUACAAUGAUGUCAGGCGAUGAUAGCACUCACACUACUCUUAUGAAGAAUGGAGCUAUUUAUGUGUGGCUAUAUACUGGUGAAAAAUAUGAAAUGGCAACCCAAACUGUCAGCAUGACACUGGUAGUGGGAGACCAGAUUCGGGUGCAAAUGACCAACAAGGCAUCGACUCUCUUUGAUGUUUAUAACACUUUCACUGUAGCUAAAAUUGAGUCACCUUAAUUCAAAUGUAACGUUAAGUUUUUAUGCUGCAUUUCCGCAAAAACAAAACAAGUGAAUACUUUUUAAUAAAGUUUACAAUUUG